AUGGGCCUUCCACAGACAUACAAGCGAGCGGUUUUCAAGGAGGCAGGCUCACCGUUGACGAUCGAAGAGGUCCCUUUAGCCUUACCUGGAAAGGGGGAGGUCCUCGUCAAGGUCGAAGCAUGUGGAGUGUGCUACUCUGAUCAGAUGGCUCAACACGGAAUGAUGGGAGCGGGUUUUCCUAUCGUCCCUGGGCACGAAGUUAUCGGACGCGUCGCUUCCGUUGGCGAGGGUGUAUCUGCUUUCAAAAUCGGUGAGAGAGUUGGCGGUGGCUGGCACGGAGGGCAUGACGCCACGUGUCUAGCAUGUAAGAAGGGUCUAUUCCAGAUGUGCGACAACCGAGCGGUAAACGGCGAAACAAGAGAUGGCGGAUUCCCUGGCGAGAUAAAGGUUGACACUGCUGUCAUGCUUGCAUACGGUCUGUCUGUUCAAGUGUGGCCGAGUGGCCACGCAGUUGAUUCUGAAGAAGCUAUUCAAUUUGCGGAAUUGGAGAACAUCAACUGCCUGAUAGAGACGUUUCCACUCGAAAAAGCCAACGAGGCUUACAAUGCGAUGCUCAAUGGUACUGUGCGCUUCAGGUCAGUGAUCACAAUGUAA
Messenger RNA from Phaeoacremonium minimum UCRPA7, 594 nucleotides. Its product is annotated as putative alcohol dehydrogenase protein. Gene Ontology annotation, molecular function: zinc ion binding; oxidoreductase activity. The transcript has 6 exons. Lineage: Eukaryota; Fungi; Ascomycota; Sordariomycetes; Togniniales; Togniniaceae. The coding region runs from base 1 to 594 and encodes 197 amino acids. The record is from RefSeq and is a predicted model, not a curated record.